AUGAGGCUCACUGCAGAGCUCAUCCACAAUUCCCUGUCGUAUUUGAACCCUCUCAAAGAGCGCGAACUCGACCUCCGAGGCCAUAAAAUCCCCAUCAUCGAGAAUCUGGGUGUUGCAGGCCCGCAAGAUGCCAUUGAUUUCACCGACAACGACAUCACCACCCUCUCCAACUUCCCUCUCUCCCCCCGACUAAACACCCUGCUGUGUGCGCGAAACCGAAUACAGGGCGUGGACAAGAGAAUCGCAGAACAGUUACCCAACCUGACAACGCUUGUCUUGACGUCAAAUCAUGUCAGGGAACUGGCUGAUCUCGAGGGACUGGCUGCCUGCGGAGCGUUGACACACUUGAGUUUACUGGACAAUCCCGUAACAAAGAAGGAGCACUACAGACUCUAUCUCAUCUGGUCGAUCCCCUCGUUGCGGUUCCUCGAUUUUCAGAAAGUGCGACAACUCGAACGAGAGAGGGCAACCGAGCUGUUUGGCUCCGUGGAAGCACCCACAGAACUGGCUACGAAGAUCAAGGGAGUCAAGAGCCGGACAUUUGACAUGUCUGCAGGCGGUGUCAAUGGCAAGGCCACAGCAGCGCAAAAGAGUGUCCGGACGCGGUUGACCGAGUCGGAGAAGAAGCGGGUGGAAACGAUGAUCCAAAACGCCAAAAGCUUUCAAGAGAUUGAACGAAUUGAAAAGGAUCUUGCCGAGGGCAGAAUACCUGCUGGUGCGGCAGAUGCCGACCGGAUGGUUUCCUGA
This is a messenger RNA of Fonsecaea erecta, 747 nucleotides long. RefSeq lists its product as hypothetical. The record is from RefSeq and is a predicted model, not a curated record. Lineage: Eukaryota; Fungi; Ascomycota; Eurotiomycetes; Chaetothyriales; Herpotrichiellaceae. Gene Ontology annotation, biological process: mRNA splicing, via spliceosome. Gene Ontology annotation, cellular component: U2 snRNP. The transcript is spliced from 3 exons. Gene Ontology annotation, molecular function: protein binding; U2 snRNA binding. Bases 1 to 747 code for a protein of 248 amino acids.